Harmonia axyridis is the source of this 1623-nucleotide messenger RNA. RefSeq names its product protein takeout-like. Bases 267 to 1019 code for a protein of 250 amino acids. Lineage: Eukaryota; Metazoa; Arthropoda; Insecta; Coleoptera; Coccinellidae. The record is from RefSeq and is a predicted model, not a curated record. The transcript is spliced from 6 exons.
GAUAAAAAUAAAAUCUCUGACACAAUUUUCCAUUGGUAUCAUAUGCUAAUAAUUAUGCCCAAAACUCAGAUCAGUGAAUUGAAUAUCUGUAACUACUGUUGUGGUCCCCUCUAAAUGAGAAACUACACCUUAAUUAUGAAUUAAUUAUCGAUGUCAAAUGAUGAAAAGUGGAAGGAUUUUUUUUAGAACUUCGUUAGAUUUUAUCUGCUUAUAAAAGUAACUAUAGUACAAGCUUCCCAGCAGUGCAUAUUUUAUUCUUGAUAAGAAUGAUGUGGAAGGUAGUAAUUGGAGUGAUUUUUUGUUUUUCCACUGUGUGUGGAUUGCAUUUGCCUGAAUAUAUCAAGGGAUGCCCUCUUGAUGCACCAAAUUUCAAAGAAUGUGCCAUUCAAAAUGGAAAUGAAGCUCUACUUCAACUUGUAAAAGGUGACGCAUCAUAUAAAAUUCCAUCAUUUCUUCCGUUCAGAUUGCCCUUUGUUGCUGUUAAUUUCAAUGGCCUCACUAUGAAUUUAACGAACGCCAGUUUUUCUGGUACUGAGAACCUGAAAUUGCAAGACUUUACAUUCGAUCCAGUCAAAAAAACUACCUCUAUGGCUUUCACAGGAUCAAUGAUUAGCUACCAAUUCAAUUAUAAGGCCAAAGGACGUAUUGUGGCCUUUCCAAUUGAAGGACAAGGAUAUGGAUCAAUAAAACUAUAUAACGCAACAUACCUAUACUCCCAUAACUUUGAAGUGAAGACUAAGAAUAAAAAGCAUUAUAUGGUCAUUGUUAAGAACAAUAUAACACUUGAACCUGAAACUGUCCAAGUGAGCUUUGACGGUCUUUUCAACGGUAACAAGCUACUAGGAGACAACUUAAACAAAUUUUUGAAUGAAAAUUGGAGAGAAAUCAUGGCAGAGUUCCGUCCAAUUAUUUCUGACAUGAAUGGUUUGAUUGCCAACCACAUGGUUAAGAGAAUUUAUGAAAAGAUACCACUGGAGGAAAUAUACCCUGGCAUUGCUUUUGAUGAUAAAAGUCGUUAAAGAAAUUUGUAUUGUAUUUCAAUAGGAAUAUUUUGUUAUGUAUUAUUUCGAUGCGAUUCUUUGACUGUAUUAUAACGAGCUUUCAUUAAAAUUCCUGUUCAAGUGUGCUGUGGAGAAAUUAGAGUUGAUUUUCAGUGAGUGUGAGUAGCGCUUAGUUUGUACCAUAAUCUUCCCAGAUUCGAAGUAUGUAAACAAAUGUUAGUGAUAUGGUACAAGCUAAGCGCUACUUUGUCACAGAAAAUCAACUCGAAUUUCUCCACAGCACUCUUGACCACGAAUUUAAAUGAACGUUCAUCAUAAAUACGAUGCUUUGACUUCAUUCUUAUAGAAUUCAAUAUAAUAAUAUUUACCAUGUACCUGUACAAUUGGAAACCUGAGUACAUAAUAUCUUCUCAGGUCCAAUAUUAUCGUAAGAUCAGUAAAUGUCAAAAAAGAUAUUUUUGAAAAAGGGUUUUCCAAAAUGGGAAAAAUGCAAACAUACAGUGUGAAUUCAAGAGACCAAACAAAUCAGUGCCUUGGACUGGAAUGAGUCUAACCACAAAUUAAGGUUUUCUGAGUUAAGUCAGUACAAUACAUUGUGAAAAAUAUAUAUUUUUACUACUUA